GCGAACUCUUUUAUUCAGCAAUGGAUCAACCUGCUACCAGCAUUAUGAGACAACGAUUCCGUUUUUUUAUUAACUAGACAAAGAUAGACUGAUUAUCAUUGAUCAAUCAUUGAAUAAAAGAAUGCGCCUUUUCUGUGUACGCUCAGCUGUAAACUGACACAAAAUUGACGUACAUAACCUAUAAGCUUGACAUUUCAACAAUGGCAACAAAAAAAAACAAUAAUUUUUUUCAAUUUUCCAAAUAUUUAAAAUUCUAAAAAAAAAAGUCCGUAUAGUUUUCGUCUGCACGUGUAAAGUCGAACUCCAUUCGCUAUGGAUUUCGGCCGGCAAAGGGACUUUUCCGAAUUCUACGACCAACUAAACGAACUGAGGGCGAAAUUUCGCAACUGGGAUAGCUGCGAAAAAACUGUCGCCCUGUACUACAUGAUGGUCGGAUUGCCUUUUGCCAACGCAAAGUUUCUACAAAACUCCUUGAACCAACUGGUGAGUACCAUCACCACUUCGGAAACGCAACUUAUGGAGCUGCACGCCAAUGAUCCAGAGGUGAUUAGAAACUUUUUAUCGGAAAAUCCUCAAUCUGCUCUUUGUUCCUUAUUAAAUCACUUACCUUUGCUAAGGCCUGGCAAUAAGAAAGCAGCUCGAUGCUAUUUGGACACCAUUCAAAGGAUUUUAACAGAAUUUAUAACCCCACCAUUCAAAAAAAUUUAUAAUGAAUGUGUUGAAAUCAUGUCCUACGUUUAUAUUCAUCCAGCAUUUGAUAAAGAAGACAAGACAACUUUCAAGCAUCUAUUGAAACAAGUCUUAAACAAAGUAACCCCAGAAAACUUCAUUCAUUCACCUGUAAAUGAACCAGUUGAAGAUUUUUGUGAAAAUGGCAAAAAACGAUCAAAUAGUCAACCAUAUCUAACUGAUACAGAAAGUUGGUCUUCACAAGAAAAUUUAGUGCAAUCUUUUCAAAAACCAAGAAGUUUUUCCUUGUCUUGUGAAAAAAACAUUAUCCCCCCUACAAAUAUCCAAUUGAGCAGAUCUGAAAGUAAGUUGGAAGAAAUUUUACGAAACAACUACCAUUUAAUGAAAAGCAUAACAUCUUGGCUCAAAUCUUUAAGAUUACACAAAUACAGUUACAUUUUUCACGAUCUAACACCAAACCAAAUGCUUAAUAUAAACGAAGACUACUUAACAAGUGCCGGAGUAACCAAAGGAGCCAGACAAAAACUACUAAUAAGUCUACAAAAACUAAAAAACAGACGAAAACUAUUAUUAGAUUUGGAAUACGGCCUCACAAACAACAUGGAUGUAUAUGAAGCCCUAAAAGAACUAAAAAGUGUUCUACAAAGCCCCAUGCAAAUCUCCUCAAGCGACGAUUUAUGUUCCUUAUUUGUAAAAGUAAUGGGCAAAGCUUGUAGCCAACUACUAAUGCUCAGACAACCAAACGACGACAUUUUCCUUUUAUUCAACUCCUUAUGUGACAAAGCAAACUCACUAGAAUCUUUUACUGCAGAACAAAAAAGGAAGCUAAACAUGUGGAAAGAACAAUUAGAUGCAAGAAAUGUGUUUAUUUCGUGUCCUCAAAAAAUAUCAGGACGUAAAAGCCGAAAUCAAAUAAAAAAUCAUGUCUUUGAAAUCUCUAUGCAAGAAAAUAAUGCCCAUAAGAGUUCGUCGUAUCCAAACAUGCAAGUGAACACAAGUUUAUCCAUGCACAGACAUUCUGUUGAUAGUGUAACGUUGCAAAAUCAACUUGUACAUAUUGCACAGCCGGUUAGCAAGAGAAAAGAGCGGGAAGUGACUACUACAAAAAAUAAUUGUGAUAUUGAAAAUAGUCUUGAAUCUUUAUGUAUACAAAUGAUGGAGCACGCUUUGGGGCCCUAAUUUAUUUUUAAGUUUUGUGUGACGAUGUUUUUUGAAAUGUUUUUUACUUCUAUAUGUAUCUUUGUCAAUAACUGUAUUGAUGUAGGUAUCGAGAUACCGUUUGUUUUUUUUUUAUUUUAUUUGUGGUUUUAAACAGGUGUUAUUGCCAUGUUAGACAAUUGGAAGAUGCUUUAUUUAUUUUUAUUAUUGUUAGUAAGACGUGAAAUCUCUAUUUGAAGAUUAAAAAGUGUUUCAAUCUUGAAUAAACUUGUUUGAUUUGUUUUGUUUUCUAACUUUUUAAAUUAUAACAGUUUUUUAAUUUUUUGCUCUAAAAACGAUUUAGAUUUUGAUAUAUAGUUUUUCCAAAGUCAAUUGGAACAAGGUGAACAUAAAUCAUAACUGGUGGCAGUGCAUUUCUUAUGGAAAUUUUCAGUGACCAGUCAGCCACCAGUUGAUACUUUAUUCCAAUUGAGUUUGGAAAUACUAUACCUACUUAUUUGCAAAUUAAUUCUUAAAAAUUCCUGUGAUUCAAACGCGCGCCAAAACGAUGUAACGUCAUUACAUGACGGUGUUGUCAAGUAAUCGUAUACCUAAAGUACAAUUUUGUCUAUUUAGAACUUUUUUCUCGAUUUUCUCCUCUCUUUUUCUCAAUUUUUAUCUAUUC
Molecule: messenger RNA, 2512 nt
Organism: Ceutorhynchus assimilis (cabbage seed weevil)
Lineage: Eukaryota; Metazoa; Arthropoda; Insecta; Coleoptera; Curculionidae
Source: the annotation of a GenBank genome assembly